Messenger RNA from Callorhinus ursinus (northern fur seal), 1966 nucleotides. Lineage: Eukaryota; Metazoa; Chordata; Mammalia; Carnivora; Otariidae. The record is from RefSeq and is a predicted model, not a curated record.
AGGAUUACAAAGGCGAUAGGACAAACCAAGUUACAUCUCACCUCUGCCGGCUGGGGACCACCCGCCUCCAACUGGUGCUAGAUGAGAGGGUCGGCCCCCAGAGUGUAGGAGGCCUCACUGGUGACAAGAGUUUCCCUCGAGGGCAUGUCAUCCUUGGAGAAACAAAGAGGCUGAGUGACUUGUCUCCAAAGUGCAAAGCCAACCGGCAGUGUUCCCGGGACUGUAGGUUUAUUGGGCAGGGGGAGACUUGGGGAACGAAGGGUGGUGGUGAAGAUUCAGGGGAGUAUCUUGAAGCCGUGUUUUCAGAGUGAGCUGCCUUUUACCUAGCUGGUAUGUUGGAGGGAGUUGGUUUGCAAGGAAGCGGCCGCCAAAUGGUAGGAUCCUCGCACAUCCACAGAGAGAAGCCAGACUCCCUGUCCUUCUGAUACGGAAAAGAGCAGAGACGCCCUUCUGAACUUCACAGCAACAGAGACCCCCUCAGAUUUGCCGAGGUGUCCAAGCAGGACGUUGCACCAAUGACUCAUGAGGGCACCUCUAAUUCUCCCAUGGACCAAAUGAGCUCAACUUUGGGGUGGCAGGAGCCUCUGGACAACAGGGCAGGGACGGAAUGCCCGAGGGACCAGGAUGACAUUCUUCUGUGUGAGGAUGUGCAGCAACAAGAUGAGGAUCUGUCAGCUGAAGAAAUAAUAUUUUUGAGAGAGUUUCCCAUCAUCAAGGAAGAGCUAGAAGUGACCAUCAGGAAGCUCCAUGCCCUUGCAGACAGCAUCGACACAACCCACAGAACAUUCACCAAGACCAACAUGGUGGCCACCUCCCUCACUGUGGUCUCAGACGCCAUGAGCAUGCUGGGUCUGGUCCUUGCUCCAGCAACAGUAGGAGGAAGUCUGGCGCUCUCUGCUGCUGGUAAAGUUUUGGGGACAGCAGUCGGGUUCACCAGCAUCUUCAUCAACAUCAUGGAACACCGUCAAAAUCAAAAAGCCCAAACUCACGCCAGCACCCUAGUGCCCACCCAUGACCAUGAGGUCAACGAGGCUCAGGGAAAGAAAGUCUUCUACGUCCUGAGUGUCGGAAAGAAGGCCUAUGAUUACGGAAGUAACAUCAGUGAUGUUAAGAAGAACAUCCGUGCCUGUCAGAUAGCCAGAGCCCACCCGCGUCUGGCCACUGCUGCCAAGCGUCUCCUGACCACUGGCCAAGUCUCAGCCCGAAGGAGCAUGCAGUUGCAAAGGGCCUUUAAGGGCACAAUAGUGCUGAUGGAGAAAAAUGUUCGCAUGCUGUGUAGUGCUAUGGCUGGCUUCUCCCUCUGCCAGAACGUGGUCACCCUCCGGAGCAACUGGAAGCAACUGAAGGAAGGAGAAGGAAGCAAGAUGGCAGAAGAGCUGAGAGCCCACGCUCGGGAGCUGGAAAGGAAGCUGAUGGAACUCACCCAGCUCCGUGAGAGUCUGCAGCAAAACUCUUCCAAGAGAAAAGGCCAGGGAGCUCAUCUUUGGGCGGAGCCACUGGGUCUCUGGCUUGACCCCCAGGCAGGCGUGGGGAAGCAGGUCCCCAGAAGUUCUUCAGGAGCAGAAUGAUGACAGAAAAAACUCUCUGAAGGCCUGAGAUACUGCGGGAAGCCAUUUGAGAUUUCCUUCCAAGUCAACGUGACUGUGUAGAAUCUUUGUUCAAACCCAAAGCCUGAUUUAUGGCCCGCCACGCAUGCGUCAGGCAUCGUACACGUGCUUUGUGAGUGAGCCACCUGAAGGAAAACCAUCUUGUCCUCGAGGUCAAUCAAUGCUCCUUCCCCGCCCCCCCGCAUUCCUUUCUGGUAAACCCGUGAUUCCUGCCUGCGUGCAAAUCUAUAAUCGUUAGAGCUUUUACAAGAUGUAAGAAAGGCUAUCACCCUGUAAACACGGUUCAUUCUCCCCGGAGCCCGUUCUCCCCUGUGAAGAGCGUGUCCUUUCUGCCAAUAAAACUCUCUUUCUUACUUUUA